Acanthopagrus latus (yellowfin seabream) is the source of this 3899-nucleotide messenger RNA. Its product is annotated as rho-related GTP-binding protein RhoQ. Bases 475 to 1098 code for a protein of 207 amino acids. The record is from RefSeq and is a predicted model, not a curated record. Gene Ontology annotation, biological process: cortical actin cytoskeleton organization; small GTPase-mediated signal transduction. Gene Ontology annotation, molecular function: GTP binding; GTPase activity. Lineage: Eukaryota; Metazoa; Chordata; Actinopteri; Spariformes; Sparidae. The transcript has 5 exons.
CCUUGUCCACCAGCAGCACAGUGCGCCAGGCAGCCAGAGCACAGGCGUGGGGGCUCACCGGGGAGCGGGCACGACACAGCGGCAGCGGCGCGGAGCGGCAGCGGCGCUACUUCUCCCAGAAAAGACGGUCGGUUCUCGGUGAGGGAGAACCCGUUUGAGACCCGAGAGGGCUCCAGGGGUACUGUUCAUUUUGUCUGCUGUGGAAAGGAAACUCCUUCACGGCCACAUUUAGGAGUACCGUACCCGGCGUUGGGGAAGAGGGGAGAGAGAUGCAGUUCCAGUCCGACUCGGCGCGCCGCACAGUCCGCCGCCGAGGCUGGUGAUGCCCGCUGAGCGGGGAUCACCGCCCAACAGCAGCAGCAGCAGCAGCAGCGGCAGCAGCAGGAGGAGGAGGAGGAGGAGGAGGAGCAGGAGGAGGGGGUCAGGACAACAGGGCGUCGGGGGGCCGGUGAUGAGGAUGGUAAGGUCGGGAUCAUGGCAAACGGAACCGGUACUAUUAUGUUAAAAUGCGUCGUGGUUGGAGACGGUGCAGUGGGGAAAACGUGUCUUCUGAUGAGCUAUGCCAAUGACGCCUUUCCAGAGGAGUAUGUGCCCACAGUCUUUGAUCAUUAUGCAGUGAGUGUCAACGUCGGUGGAAAGCAGUACUUGCUGGGACUGUACGACACAGCUGGCCAGGAGGACUACGACCGCCUCAGGCCGUUGUCCUACCCUAUGACUGAUGUCUUCCUCAUCUGCUUCUCGGUUGUAAACCCCGCCAGUUUCCAGAAUGUGCGUGAAGAAUGGGUGCCGGAGCUGCAGGAGUACGCACCCAGUGUCCCCUACCUGCUCAUUGGCACCCAGAUUGACCUUCGUGAUGACCCCAAGACUAUUGCCAAACUGAACGAUAUGAAGGAGAAGCCCAUCGCCACCGAGCAGGGACAGAAACUAGCGAAGGAGAUCGGUGCAUGUUGCUAUGUGGAAUGUUCAGCUUUGACCCAGAAGGGCCUGAAGACGGUGUUCGACGAGGCCAUCAUCGCAAUCUUGGCUCCCAAGAAAAAGAAAGGCGCUCUGAAGAGAAGACUGGGACCCCGCUGCAUCAACUGCUGUCUGAUCACGUGAUACGUAAACCUGCAGAUCAUUCAGCAACCAACCAUAAACCAAACCUGGACUGUAGGCAAAAGACAAGAAGAGAGGACUGAAACGGACAAAAGUCAAGAGCUACUUUUAAGCUGCAGGGCUCUUGAAAGGCCAUAACUCUCUCCUGCUGUCUGACACGAGUUGAGGAUCAGUUUACUACCAAAGGAGCACAAAACCCAAGUCAGUCUCUUCUUCAAAAGACCUUUUUUGCCUCCAAAGUACCUUCUUUUAUAACCAUUUUUAAUCAUGUUUCCUGUACAAAAUUGUUGUAAGCUGUCAUACAGAAAAAAAAUGACAUAACAGUUUUCGGAGAAAUGAUACAUUUUAAAGAAUUCAUAAUACUUCUAUGGUUUAGAAAGCUUGAUUAUUGAUUUGUGAAUCUCUCAUUAUAAGAGCAGAUGCCCAAAUCAGGAGAGAGAGCCUGCAGCUGAUGAAUAAUGAGAGGCUGACUUACACUGUGACAGUGGCCGGGAUACAGGUUUUUUUUGUUUUUUUUCAUUUAAAAACCUGUGCUACAAAGACUCAGUUGGCCCACCGAGUCUGUCUACAAUUAUUUGUCAGUUGAGGAUCUGCUGAUGAUGAAAUGUGGUUCGUUCAACACUUUUUGGACCUUGGACUGUAUCAUUUUAAAGUUUUAGAGUCUUGUUUUUGCCUUAUGAAAACCCCAUUAUUUUAUAGUGUGGCAUGCCAAAACAUACUGUAAGUUAGGACCGGGGUGGAGGUCUUCAUCAGGAACUGAAGAGGUCUAUUAUCCAUUUAAAAAAAUGUAUAUUAUCCAGAGUUUAUCAUUCUAUAUCUCUAAAAGAGAGAUGAUCUAGUCUGUGCAAAUAUUAUUUUGUCAACCGAUAGCUUACGUUUUUUCCUUUUUGAUUUUGUUAUCCUGCAAUAAUGUGUUAUCCUUUUAUCACCUUUAAGAAGGUUUAGAAGAGAGAAGAAGAGGGAUCUCAUUUUAGAAAUGAAACUCUGAUUCAUAUCCUACAUCCAAAGAAUCAUAUGCACACUUUCAUCAAAUUCAGGUGGCUAAGGUGACCCAAUACUGUAUAAUGUACUGUCUAAUGCACAACAUGAAGCACACACGGCGCCACUUCAUUUCCCAGCACUACAAAGCACAUUCCUCUGCUUUUAAAAAAACGCUGUCCCUCCCCCAGAAAAGGCUGAUUGAAGCACAGAAGAUGCACACUGUCCCAUCAGGCACAAGCAUGAGCACAGCACACCAUUUUACCGGCACAAUCAUAGUGAAUGGCUGCCAUUUGCACCAGCUGUUCAUGAGUUCACACUUGGCUACAGCACCUUUACGCUAGUUCUUUUGUUUAUAUUAGUUGUUUAUAAGCAGCUACACAUCUGCCAGACGUAGCCGUUAGCUUAAAGUGAACCAGCUCGUAGAGAUAAUGUUAGCUAAGACAGCAAAGCUAUUAAGCUAAUACACUAUGUUUAACCGUUUUGCAAAGAAAAAGAUUUGAAUUCCAAAAUGUUAAAGCUAAUUGUGAACUGACAAGCUAAAUGACAUGGUUUUUUUUAGCAUAUUAAGGUAAAUUCCAAGUCAUUCUUCCACAGUCUCUGACAAACAUAUCUCCCCCCUGUACGCAUGUAUAAAUAAAGCUGCAUUGAGCAUGAGCACUUAAGUUUAAAAGGGCUCCAUGGAACUUCUGUGUCCUGUUGGAAAAUGAUAUUUUUAGCUGUUUUUAGCUUUUUUGCUGUUAUUUUUUUAGCUCUUUAACUCUGUUUCUAAACUAACAUUAGCUGCUGUUGCUCUCUGCUGGUGAAGCAUAGAGAGGUGCUUGAGGACGUGCAUAAAGUCACAUCCUUUGGACUGUCAUGGAGAAUCUAACCAGAGUCCUUCACAAAGAAAUCUCCAGUCCAGCAGCUUUAAACAACAACUUAUUUUUGGCAUAAUUUUGCAGGCCUUCAUGCUAGAAUGACUUUGUUACAACCUGAUUUAGUUAAAUCCUUUUCCAACUAGUGGUCUCUAAGAGCUUAGGAAAGACUUUAUGCGCACACAUAGCAAUGGAUUUAUGAAUAGCUGGUGCAACCAAGUAUGAACCCUUGAAUCCAGUUUCAAAAUUCUAAGAAUAUAAUUACCAUGUUCGAUGUGAUAAGGUCUUCACCGGACAGCUGUGAAGGGUUGUAUAUAAUGUGGAGACAACAUUAUAGUUUGAUCUCAAACAAUGUACCGAUCCUGUUUUAAUAUAAAUAUGCAUUGAUCCAUGUAACAUAGUCAACUUCUGCAACACUUCAAACUGAAAUUGAGAAAACAUGUGAAGUUCGCCAGUACUUAAGAGUGUCGUUUAAAUACUUAUGAGCCACCAAAACAACUGUAUGCAACAAAGGUUUGAAGCCCACCUCUGUAAUACUGUGGGUAGUAACUUGAGAUUGUGACUGAACUUUAUCUUGCAAGCCAAACAUCCGAUAUCUUUUUGUUUUCAUGCAUUUCUUAUUGGCUUUUUUUUCUUCUGAAGAUAUUAAUCAAAGGUGCCAACUCUUGCUAAAUGACUACGGUUCGUUUCUAUGGCCAGAGUCAGAUAUGAUGAUUGAUUAAAGCUUUAAUGUAAAUGGUGCUCCUCCCUUCUGUCCCAGCCUGCGUUGUAUAAAGUGUGUUUGUGUUUGAGCAGCAGGGUGGAUUGCAGGGUGAACGGUCCUCCUCUCGCUCAGACAGUUUUGCUUGCUUAACGUUGUGUGAAGGUCCAGCCUCAGGAUCCAGGACCUAAGUGCCGCAGCCACCAAUGCAUUCUCCCAUUGAUGCUCCUCUCUUCUCAAUAAAUGUGUUUACUGUGUUAAUAAGCCGG